Bolinopsis microptera is the source of this 1121-nucleotide messenger RNA. Its product is annotated as transmembrane emp24 domain-containing protein eca-like. Gene Ontology annotation, biological process: endoplasmic reticulum to Golgi vesicle-mediated transport; intracellular protein transport; Golgi organization. Gene Ontology annotation, cellular component: COPII-coated ER to Golgi transport vesicle; Golgi apparatus; endoplasmic reticulum. The transcript is spliced from 6 exons. The record is from RefSeq and is a predicted model, not a curated record. Bases 6 to 686 code for a protein of 226 amino acids. Lineage: Eukaryota; Metazoa; Ctenophora; Tentaculata; Lobata; Bolinopsidae.
UAGUCAUGACAUCUUGGUACCUGGUAUCCCUGAUUCUAUCUCUCCUCCUACAAACCACUUCCACACUCUACAACAGGAUCUCCACGUGGGAGAGACGCUGUUUUAUUGAGGAUGUUCCUGACAGCACCAUGAUUACUUAUAAAUGGUCGAUCCACCUAUUUAACGACAAGCUAGAUGAUUUCGAUAAAGAGCCCUCUAAAGACGCGAGAAUAUAUUUGUUCAUUUCUAAGAAAAAGGAAUCUACUGGCCCAAACCCCGGCAGCUCAAUCGUGAGACAGCAGGAAUUAAAGAACGGACAAGGACUUAUCCACUUCUACGCGGAAGACUAUGGGGAGUAUGAGUGGUGUUUUGAAAUGCAACCUACAGCUAAUUCUGAGUGGCAAAUAUCUUCAGGGCAUUUAUACGUGGAAGCAACCAGACAGUAUCAAGAUGAAGAGAAGGAGAAGGUAGAGGAUAUAGAGGAUGCCAUCAUUAACACUCUUUCUAAGAACCUUAGGAAAGUGAAGCAGAUUAAGAUGGAACAGAAAUACUACAAGGAACGAGAACAAGAGUUUAGGACGGUUUCCUACCUGACAAGCACAAGGGUUAUUUGGUACGGUGCUGUCACCGCUUUAACUGUGGUUUCUUCGGGAUGCUUCUUGAUGAUGAACUUGAAAUCUUUCUUUAUUUCUAAGAAGCUUGUUUAAUAAAAGUUGUUAACUAGCAAUCCAGUAAACAAUUUCAAUAUUAAAUUUGAUUAUCAACCAUUCAUUCAUUUAUCAUAGCUUAUUAUUUAUGAGUCUGGUCAUGGGGUCAAAUCAUUAUUAUUAUUGUAUGUUUGAUAUAGUUAUUAAAUUUAUUCUUUUUAUCUUCUUGGAAGAAAUUAAACAGAUUUUGAAAAUUGAUUUAAAAACUUGAUUGUCAGCAGAAAGCAUGUUUACAUUUUUCGCGGGGUAUCUACUGAAUCCAGUUAUCAUAGUAUCCUGUAUCAUAGAUCAUGAAAUUAAACAAUGAGAUAACUCAUAUUUUUCAUUAACGGAUUUCUAAUAGUAUUUACUAUAUUUAAAACUGGCUGUAUUAAGUAUUGUUUUUGUAUAUAUACAUUAUACAACUAAUCAAAAUGACAAUUAACAAACAUUCUA